Messenger RNA from Ananas comosus (pineapple), 1599 nucleotides. RefSeq names its product protein bem46. The record is from RefSeq and is a predicted model, not a curated record. NCBI's taxonomy places the organism in Eukaryota, Viridiplantae, Streptophyta, Magnoliopsida, Poales, Bromeliaceae. Gene Ontology annotation, biological process: proteolysis. The transcript has 8 exons. Bases 166 to 1119 code for a protein of 317 amino acids. Gene Ontology annotation, cellular component: membrane. Gene Ontology annotation, molecular function: serine-type peptidase activity; palmitoyl-(protein) hydrolase activity.
AUACCAUUCCACCCCCGCCCCGCACGUGUGCGCGGCGGUGAUCCGAUCCACCUCUCCUCUCCUCAGUCCUCUCCCCUCCCCUCCCCUCUUCUCCCUCGAAACCCCCGCUCCCCGAUCCGUCCCCCACCACCUGUUCGACAAAACUCCCCAACGACGGAGGGGGGGAUGGCGUCGUGGCUGAAGGCGUUGGCUUACGGCGCGGGGGGGAUCGUGGUGGCGGGCAUGGCGGCGCUCGUGGCGCUGCAGGAGCGGCUCGUGUACGUCCCCGUCCUCCCGGGGCUCGCGCGAUCCUACGCCAUCACCCCCGCCCGCCUCCGCCUCCACUACGACGACGUGUGGCUCCGCUCCUCCGAUGGCGUCCGCCUCCACUCCUGGUUCAUCAAGCACUCCCCGCACUGCCGAGGUCCGACUAUUCUUUUCUUCCAAGAAAAUGCUGGAAAUAUUGCUCACCGACUGGAGUUUGUCCGCUUAAUGAUGCAGAGGCUACAAUGCAAUGUGUUCAUGCUUUCCUACAGAGGGUAUGGUGAAAGUGAUGGUUAUCCAUCUCAGCAUGGCAUUAUAAAGGAUGCGCAGGCAGCACUAGAUCAUUUAACUCAGAGAAAUGAUAUCGACACGUCUAGAAUAGUUGUUUUUGGGAGAUCUUUAGGAGGUGCAGUUGGAACAGUACUUGCAAAAAAUAAUCCCGACAAGGUGUCUGCUCUCAUUCUGGAGAAUACGUUCACAUCGAUAUUGGAUAUGGCAGGUAUUAUGCUGCCCUUCCUAAAAUGGUUUAUAGGUGGCAGUGCCUCAAAGGGUCCAAAGGUUCUUAAUUGUCUUGUUCGCUCUCCAUGGAGUACGAUUGAUGCCAUUGGGGAGGUGAAGCAGCCGAUCCUCUUCAUAUCUGGUUUGCAAGAUGAGUUGGUUCCCCCCUCACACAUGCGGGUGCUAUAUGAAAAAGCCAUACAGCAUAACAAUAAUUGCUUGUUUAUUGAUUUUCCUUCUGGUAUGCAUAUGGACACGUGGAUCUCUGGAGGGGACCGUUAUUGGAGAGUGCUACAGUUGUUUCUGGAUCAAUACGUUCCAGAGAGACAGAGAGGUGACUUGAAUUGCAAAGCUGACUCCGGUGAUGACGGUAAUUAGACGGUCCUUCGGCAUGAUGAGAUAGCUCUAUACAAAAGCAAAAUUUCCCAUUUUAGGCACAUAUCUUUACAUGGUGCUACAGCUAUUUAAUUUAUCUAUCGGAGCGGAACCCGUUAUCUAUGUGUGGUUCAUUCAGGCAAAAUGUUCUACUCUUCUGCACAUUGAUGUUUUUAUAAGAUGCCGAAGUUUUGUGUUUUCCUGCAUAUCUCUCCACCGGCACCAUACUGACAAAUUUUUAAAUUUUGACCUACGGUAAGAGCAGAAGAUCCACCGCCUGAGAGAUGGUUUCUUUGAAACUGCAAUUUAAACUGGACACUUAAGUAUUUUUAUAUGUUGUUUUUCAUUUUUGUAGCAUAAGGCCUUGUUCUUGCUGGUUUUGCAUUUGGUGUAACUUGUAAAGAUAUCAAAAUAGUUUAACUUGUGUGAAAUAAUUCGCUUGCUAGCUUCUGUUGAUGUGUGAUGCUUGGAUACAUUUCCUCA